Messenger RNA from Phragmites australis (common reed), 645 nucleotides. RefSeq lists its product as uncharacterized. The record is from RefSeq and is a predicted model, not a curated record. Bases 75 to 524 code for a protein of 149 amino acids. Lineage: Eukaryota; Viridiplantae; Streptophyta; Magnoliopsida; Poales; Poaceae. The transcript is spliced from 3 exons.
AGCAGAGGCAGCGCUGAUCAAUCAGUAGCGAGCUGUGAUCGAGGAGACGGCUGUGAGGCGUGCGCGAUCGUGUUAUGGCGUCUCUUCUGGGCCUGUACGGCGGCGGCGGCCGGAGGAAAAUCCACGCGAGGAGUGGCAGUGGCGCCGGGGCGUGGCGGUCGGUGUUGGAGAAUCACUCCCUCUCCUUAUUUAUAGCAUUGUAUCUUGCUCUUGUCUUUGCGCCCUUCGCCCCGGCCACGGCCUCGUCCUCGCGACGAGUCAUGUCCUCUUGCCAUGAGAAGUUGCUCUUCCGUUUGGACCUCCCGUCCCUUGAGCAGCUCUUCAUGUGCCUUCAACGACCCAAUGGCCUCCUCCAUUGCCAUAGAGUUGAUUCGGCGGCGCCGGUGAGGAAGUUGCUAAGGAGGCUGAGGUCCAUGUUGACGAACAGCGCGGCGCGGCCGAGGCGAAGCGCGGUGAGGUUCGGGUACGACCCGCAGAGCUACUCCCAGAACUUCGACGACGGCCUUGGCUCCUCCGGCUUUUAGGGAGUCCUUCUUCUUCUGCUUGAUUUUUGAUCUUGGGCAGUGUCACUGCUACUAAUUUCGGAUUCUUAUAUAGCUACCUCGCCCUGCCAUUGUAUAGUCCUCGCUCGCUUCUUCUGUGUGA